UUCUUAUUCCUCACCAAAAUGCAGCGCGGACUCCCUAUGCAACCUACGGUGGUCCUCCUGCGGGAGGGCACCGACACCUCACAGGGCAAGCCGCAGUUGCUCUCUAACAUCUCAGCAUGCCUGGCGAUCGCGGAGACGCUCUCUAGCACCCUGGGCCCCCGCGGCAUGGACAAGCUGAUCGUGUCCGAGCGCGGGGAGGCGCAGAUAACAAACGAUGGGGCGACGAUACUUAAGCUCCUCGAGAUCGUGCACCCCGCGGCCAGGACACUGGUGGACAUCGCGCGCGCUCAGGAUGCUGAGGUCGGCGAUGGAACCACGGGUGUUGUUCUCUUCGCGUGCCAGCUUCUCAAGGAAAUUCGCGGGUACAUCGAGGAGGGCGUUAGCCCGCACAUCAUCAUGAAGGGCUUUAGACAGGCUUCGCAGAUCGCUCUGGACAGGAUCAAGGAGAUUCAGGUCUCGGUGGACAAGUCGGAUCCUGAGCGCUUCCGUUCCCUCCUGCUCAAGUGUGCCUCGACCUCGAUGUCCUCCAAACUCAUCCACUCCGAAAAGCCCUUCUUCUCGAACAUGGUCGUCGACGCGGUGCAGUGUUUGGACCAGGACGAUCUCGACGAGUCCUUGAUCGGUGUCAAGAAGAUCGCUGGUGGCGGCAUGCAAGACUCGAUGCUCGUUAAGGGUGUCGCCUUCAAGAAGACGUUCACCUACGCCGGUGCCGAGCAGCAGCCCAAGUCCUUCCGCGAUCCCUUGAUUCUCUGCCUCAACGUCGAGCUCGAGUUGAAGGCCGAGAAGGACAACGCGGAGGUUCGGGUAGACGCCGUAUCGGAAUACCAGGCGAUCGUCGACGCGGAGUGGGAGAUUAUCUACCGCAAGCUGGAGGCUAUCGAGAAGACGGGUGCGAAGGUCGUUCUCAGCAAGCUACCAAUCGGCGAUCUCGCGACGCAGUGGUUCGCCGACCGCGACAUCUUCUGCGCGGGUCGCGUUGCUGCUGGUGACCUGCGUCGCGUUGUUCAGGCUACUGGUGGUGCUAUCCAAUCUACCUGCUCUGAUAUCUCCCGCGAGCAUCUUGGCACUUGCGGAAGGUUCGAGGAGCGCCAGAUUGGUGGCGAGCGGUACAACCUCUUCGAGGACUGCCCCAACGCCAAAACUUGCACCUUGAUUCUGCGUGGUGGCGCGGAGCAGUUCAUCGAGGAGGUUGAGAGGAGUCUGCAUGAUGCGAUCAUGGUGGUCAAGCGCGCUGUGAAGAACGGUGAGGUGGUAGCUGGCGGUGGCGCGAUCGAGAUGGAUCUGUCCGCGCACAUCCGCAAGCACGCCCUCUCCAUCCCCGGCAAACUUCAGGCCGUCCACAUUGCCUUUGCCAAGGCUUUGGAGAUUAUUCCACGCCAAAUCUGCGAUAACGCUGGCCUCGACUCCACCGACAUUCUGAAUAAGCUGCGGAUGAGGCAUCACAACGGCGACAUGUGGUAUGGCGUUGACGUCGACGGUGCAUCGGGCGUGCGCGACAACAUGGCUGCGUUCGUCUGGGAGCCCAGCUUGGUGAAGCUGAACGCGAUCGCCAGUGCGGCGGAGGCGGCUUGCCUCAUUUUGAGCGUGGACGAGACCGUUCGCAACCCCCAGAGCGAGCAGGCAAAAGCAGGUCCGAAGAUGCCACCUGGAGCGGCGCAGCGUGCUUUGCGUGGCCGGGGCCGUGGAAUGCCUCGCCGAUGAGAGGCUCUGCUUGAAGAAAGUACCAUAUCCGUGUAAUAUUUGCUCCCACGUGUCUUACCUUGAUAGAGAACUACUCACACGUCACCUUGUUGCGAACUUGUUGAACUUGAAGUGCCUCACUUUU
Molecule: messenger RNA, 1825 nt
Organism: Schizophyllum commune H4-8
Lineage: Eukaryota; Fungi; Basidiomycota; Agaricomycetes; Agaricales; Schizophyllaceae
Exons: 6
Coding region: 19-1701 (560 amino acids)
Biological process (GO): protein folding
Cellular component (GO): chaperonin-containing T-complex
Molecular function (GO): ATP binding; ATP-dependent protein folding chaperone; ATP hydrolysis activity
Source: RefSeq, a predicted model, not a curated record